Pedinophyceae sp. YPF-701 is the source of this 1299-nucleotide messenger RNA. NCBI's taxonomy places the organism in Eukaryota, Viridiplantae, Chlorophyta, Pedinophyceae. The record is from the annotation of a GenBank genome assembly.
AUGGCGAAGCGUGCAUUGCUCGUCGGGUGCAACUACCCGGGCAGCCGGGCCGAGCUCCGCGGCUGCGUGAACGACGUCUGGGCGAUGAAGGGCUUGCUGAUGGAGCACUACGGCUUCCAGGAGAGCGACCUGACCAUUCAGAUCGACACCGACAGCCGCUACGCGCAGCCAACGGCACGGAACAUCAAGGCGGCGCUCUCCUCGCUCGUCUCUCAGACCAAGGACGGCGACGUGCUCUUCUUCCACUUCUCUGGACACGGCACGCAGCUCCCGUCAGACGACCCCUCCGAGGCCGACCAGUCCGACGAGGCGAUCUGUCCGACGGACAUGAACGUCAUCCUGGACGACGACCUGCGCGCCAUCCUGGGCCCGCUGCCCGACGGGGCCUUCUUCACCAUGGUGAGCGACUGCUGCCACUCCGGCGGCAUGCUCGACCACCCCGAGGUGCAGGUGUCCGGCGUGAAGGACGCCAACUCGGGCCCCGCGCCGGCGCCGAUGGACCUCAUCUCGUCGCUGUUCGGGGCGCGCGAUGCCGGCGACGAGGGCGGCUUCCGGAACCGCGGCCUCGAGCCGAAUCGGUUCAUGGACAUCCUCUCCGGCAUCGUGGGGCACCGCGUCACGCGCGGCAACGUGCGCACGUCGCUCGGGCAGCAGUUUGGCGGCGACGCGUCCGUGGCCGUGAAGAGCGUCCUCAAGAUGCUGCUGCCGCACGCGCAGCGCAUGGUGCAGCAGCAGGCGCGCAGCGGGAACAACAGCGGGUUCAUCAAGAUGCUCGGCCCGCUCCUGGGCUGCCUCGGGAAGGCCGUGAACUCGGGCGGCGGCGCCACGCAGAGCAGCAACCCCGCGUUCAGCGCCCCCGGCGGCGGGAUGGACUUCGGGAAGAUCGCGAGCAUGUUCACGGGCGCCGGAGGAGGCGCCCCCGCCCCCGCCGGCGCCCCCGCCCCCGCCGGCGGGAUGCAGGAGCCGGUGCUGCCCGUCAAGGUCCCCGCGGGGAAGCACAACCGCCCCGGGGCGGGCGAGAUCCCGGAGCUGGGCGCGGACAAGGGCGUGCUGAUCACGGGGUGCCAGUCGCACGAGACGAGCGCGGACAUGUGUCCGGGCGGGGACCCGUCCAAGGCGUACGGCGCGCUGACGAACGCCAUCCGCACGGUCGUGCAGAGCAACGCGGGGCGGCGCAUGACGGCGAUGGAGGUCGCGCACGAGGUGCGGUCGACGCUGAGCCAGGCGCGCAUCAAGCAGAACCCCUGCCUGGAGUGCUCCCUGGGCAACGCCAACAAGCCCUUCAUUGUGCCCGUCUGA